This is a messenger RNA of Rosa chinensis, 1336 nucleotides long. RefSeq names its product GDSL esterase/lipase At5g03610. The record is from RefSeq and is a predicted model, not a curated record. Lineage: Eukaryota; Viridiplantae; Streptophyta; Magnoliopsida; Rosales; Rosaceae. Gene Ontology annotation, molecular function: hydrolase activity, acting on ester bonds. The coding region runs from base 126 to 1220 and encodes 364 amino acids. The transcript is spliced from 4 exons.
GGCCACUAUAUAAACCCUCAGAAUCUCAGUUAUUCCUCCUUGCAUAUCUUUCACUAAAUAAGUACACACUUCUCCAUCCAUCCUUCCAUCUCUGUCCCAGCAAAGCUUCCUUUUUCUCUCCGAGCAUGGAAUUAGCUCAGACCCUCUUCCUCCCUCUCGUUCUGUGUCUUCUCUCUCUUUUAACACAACAAAGUGCGCUACUGGUCUCAGCUGGUCACCACCAUGGUCACCAUGGCCAUCACCACCAUCAUACACACCGAUACUUGUUCGAUUGGCGUCCAACGAAACUGUUUGUUUUCGGAGACUCGUACUCCGACACAGGCAACAACAUGAAGUCUGUGACCAAAUCUUGGAAAUAUCCUUACGGAAUCACCUUCCCGGGAAAACCCACCGGCCGUUUCUCCGAUGGCCGCGUCCUCACUGAUUUCCUUGCUAAGUUUGUAGGGGUGAAGUCUCCAAUACCAUACAAAUUUAGAAAUGUCGGAGUUAAACAUUUGAAAUACGGAAUGAAUUUCGCAUAUGGAGGCACCGGUGUGUUCAACACCUUGGUUGCGGCACCAAACAUGACCACCCAAAUCGAUUUUUUUCAGCAAUUCAUCAAAGACUCCGUUUUCAAUGCCCAAGACCUACACUCCUCCGUGGCAUUGAUCACUCUUGCUGGCAAUGACUACGCAUAUUACCUGGCCCUGAAUAAUUCUUCUGAGGGUUUUAAACCUUUCAUAACAUCAGUUGUAAAUCAACUAAGUGUGAACCUGAAACGUGUCUAUGACUUGGGAGUGAAGAAAAUAGUUGUGACAGCUCUACAACCUUUGGGAUGUCUUCCUGGUAGCACAGCCGAAUUAUCAUUCCAGAAGUGCAAUGGAACACAAAACUUGCUGGUCGGUUUCCACAACCUCUUGUUGCAGCAAGCUAUUGCCAAGUUGAACAAUGAAUCCAAGAGUUCUUUCAUCGUUCUCGAUCUAUAUACCUCAUUCAUGUCCGUGCUGAAGAAUAAAGGAGACCAUCUAGGAAGCAUAAAGUUUGAGAACCCGUUGAGGCCAUGUUGUGUUGGUAUAAGCAGUGAAUACGAUUGUGGGAGUGUCGAUGACAGUGGAGCGAAGAAGUACACCAUAUGCGACAACCCGAAAUCUGCAUUCUUUUGGGACGGUGCUCACCCUACUCAACAGGGCUGGCUUGCUGUGUAUUCAGCUUUGCAAGGCACACUUGAAGAAUUGUACUAGAAUUUCCAAUUAAGCGCGCCAGUCAAUAUAGUAGAGCUAUGCCAUGAUAGUUGAGUGUCUGUCUGAUUUGUAUCUACUAGUCUUAUUUUAUUUUAUUUUUUUGGUUUAGGGUUUUA